ACGGUGGGCAUUCCUUCCUUCCUUCCUUCCUUCCUUCCUCCCCUGUAACAACCCCUAAAAAGGUGGACAUUUUCUCUUCUUCUUUUUAAGCCAUCUCUAAAACAAAUCAAUAGAAGGCCUCUUCAUUCCCUCUGAAUUCUUGGCCAUCCGUCGAGCUUCCCUUCGUUCCGCAGCUUUGGCUAUGGAUUUCAUGAGGGCUCUCGAUCAGAUUGUACGGGACAUAAAGAGGGAGGUCAAUCUGAAAGUGCUCAAGGUACCGGAAAUCGAACAAAAGGUCCUUGAUGCUACCAAUGAUGAACCUUGGGGUCCUAAUGUGACUGCCUUAUCAGAGAUUGCUAAAGCAACUAAAAAACUCUCGGAUUGCCCAUUAGUUAUGUAUGUUCUAUGGACAAGAUUGACAGAUACAGGACCAAAUUGGCGCCAUGUGUAUAAGGCUUUGACUGUUAUUGAGUUCUUGGUGGCUAAUGGAUCAGAAAGUGCCCUUGAUGACAUUCUUGCACAUAUUUCUUGGAUUUCAGCGAUUUCUGAAUUUGAAUAUGUUGAGCCUAAAGGGAAGGAUGUCGGAAUAAAUGUAAGGAUCAAGGUAGAGACUAUUUUGGCUCUUCUAAACGAUAGGGAGAAAAUACAAGCAAUCAGAGACAAAAGAGUUGCUCCUCAUGAUAAGUACUAUAGACGGUCGUCAACAACUAAUGCAUAUGCAUCGCGUUCAGCCUCCUAUGGUGGAAGCAAUAGUGAUGAUCGCUUUGGAAAUCAAAGAUUCACAAGGAGAAGCAAUUCCAUGAGUUUCGACAUGGACAAAGAAUUUGAAACAGAAAGCAAAUGCGAAGAUGCUAUUGAAGAUGUCCAUAAGCCAAAAGUUGUUGGUUGUGAAAAUGAAAUGAGCAAAUCCGAGAAGCUUGUGCCGGAUGAAACAAGGAAUCGAGAUUCUGUACCAUCUAAACCCCCCAGGAUAUUGAAUAAGCCAACUAGCAAUUCAUCAAGAAACAAUGUCCAACCGCAAUGCCGGCAGGAUGAUUUUGAUGACUUCGACCCACGCUUGGAUGACUUUGAUCCACGCUUGGAUGACUUCAAUCCGCGCGGAUCUUCUGCAUCUGGAUCUGGUGAUCUUAAGAAUGCAGAACCAGCUGACCCAUCUCUUCUGAAAACAACCCCAACAAAUGAGAGUACUGCUAGUCCUCAGCUCGAUCCUUUUACCGGUGCGAUCUUUCCAUCAGACAUACACGCUGAAGCAACAUCGAAAUAUCACAAUCAGGGAGACAUCGAUCUUUUUGCCUCUCGACCUGCCUUUCCCACUGGUUUUCCUUCAAAUGUGGACCUCUUUGGGGUUCCAGACACAAACUUAGAGUCGGAAGAAAAAUCUUCUGUGACGAUCACCGAUGAAAGUUUUGAUCCCUUUGUUGCAUUUCCAGUCAAUAUCUUACCUUCAGAAACUUCGCAGAGUUCUACUAGGAACAGUCACCACAGCCUAGAAGAGGACUUCAGUUUUCAUUCCGUUAUGUCUUAUAUCGAAGAAACAAACGCAGAGUCUGCACGGCAUUCUUCAGAAAACAUCCUUGACAACCCCGAAGCCCCUUCAACAGCAUCAACUACAUCGGCAGACUUCUUAACCCAUGGAAUCAUGGACCUCAACUAGUGCUCCCAAGUUAAGUAAGAAGAGGUUGGUAUUUUGGGAGGCUUUGAAGAAGCUUUAGCCAUGUCGAGUGGCAGGUGAAGCGACAACAAAGGGAUGGGCAAUUGGUGGGAGGAUCAUGUUCUGGCAGAUCUGGGUUUUGAUACUAACAAGAGGGAAUGGAACAGUGUUUAAUCUGUAAAAGAAACUAAAUUUUGAGUUAUUUUUGUUUUUCGAAAAAAAACAUUGAUAUUCUUUUCUAUCGCAAAUAAUAAG
Messenger RNA from Zingiber officinale, 1885 nucleotides. Its product is annotated as clathrin interactor EPSIN 1-like. Gene Ontology annotation, cellular component: clathrin vesicle coat; endosome; plasma membrane. The record is from RefSeq and is a predicted model, not a curated record. The transcript is spliced from 11 exons. NCBI's taxonomy places the organism in Eukaryota, Viridiplantae, Streptophyta, Magnoliopsida, Zingiberales, Zingiberaceae. Gene Ontology annotation, biological process: endocytosis. The coding region runs from base 182 to 1633 and encodes 483 amino acids. Gene Ontology annotation, molecular function: clathrin binding; phospholipid binding.